Molecule: messenger RNA, 1308 nt
Organism: Iphiclides podalirius (scarce swallowtail)
Lineage: Eukaryota; Metazoa; Arthropoda; Insecta; Lepidoptera; Papilionidae
Source: the annotation of a GenBank genome assembly
AUGAAAAGGUUACUUAUAGUGAGGGCUGGCAUAAAGAUUACCCUAGCGGUAAUACAAAUCGCUCUAGUCACAGGAAAGGCGCUCAUUCCUCAAGAGCAACAGGUACAGCAACAAGUACAGCAACAGGUCGACGCAAAAGGAGGCGCGCAGAAGCGCGUCGGCUAUGACUACCCCGCUCCCCCCUUGGACCUGGUUAACCCCUACCAAGACCACGACGACCUCCACCUCCACGGUGACCAUCAUGAGGUGAUAGAUCACCACGACGACCACGACGACCAUGACUACCACGGUGAUGCACACCACCACGACGACCACGAUCUGCACGACCACCACGAACACCACGAGGAGCUCCACAUACAGGAGCACCAUGAGGAACACCACGACGAGCAUGACCACCACGAUCAUCAUGAUCCCGGAUAUUGGAAAAAGAAGCUUAUAUGGAAGCCGGGAUGGAAGAAAAUCUGGAACAAGUCCAAGAAACAGAUAUGGAAGCCGUCUUGGAAGAAAAUCUGGAAACCGAUAUGGGUACCGACAAAGGUCCCCGCGUGGAAAGACAUCAAAGUCCCUGACUGGAAAAAAAUAUACAAGCCAGUGUGGAAGCCAAUCAAAGUGCCGGCAUGGAAAGAAGUGAAGGUUCCGGAUUGGAAAAAAAUUCAAGUACCAGUAUACAAAGACAUCGUUGUUCCUGGAUGGAAAGAAAUACAAGUUCCAGCUUGGAAGAAGGUAUGGGUGCCAGAGUGGGUCAAAGUUGGUGUUCCCGGAGAAAAGUACCUCGGCAAGGAUCAUGAUGGAUGGGAAUAUACUUCACAUGACCUUUGGAAGAAGAAACUGAUUUGGAAACCACUUUGGAAGAAAUAUUGGAAACCAGCUAAGAAGCAAAUCUGGAUCCCGGAUAAGAAAUUAGUAUGGAAAGACGAAUGGAAACAAAUUUGGAAGACAGAAAAGAAGCAAAUCUGGGUCGACGAUAAAAAACUAAUAUGGAAGGAGGCCUGGCAACAGAUCUGGAAGCCUUCUAAGAAACUAAUCUGGAUUCCUGAUAAGAAACUAGAAUGGAAGGAAGCGUGGAAACAGAUUUGGGUACCCGAUUGGAAGGACAUUUGGGUGCCGGGAGUGAAGAAGAUUUGGCGGCCAGUCUGGAUAUCAGAGUGGUUCCCAUCGCCCGAUCAUCAUGAACACGUUCACGAGUCCCAUGGUUGGGACAGGAGUGACAACAAUGUGGCAGCUAGCCAAAAAUCAGAGGCAGUGAAAGAAGCUCCCCAGCAACCCAAGCCUCAACAGCCCCAACAGUCAACGUGGCAGUUCCCUAAA